AUGGGAAAAACCGCUCCUACCUCAUAUUUAUACUUCUUUGUGCAGGGAGGUCUAAUGUGGGAAACACCUUGGAUCCAAUUUUUCCAAUCAUGUUCGGAAAUUCCAGGAGACAAUGAGAUCCAAAACAUGGAAUUAACCAUAAGGGGAAUGGAAAUCGCGUUAACAUCAUGCCCUUUUCCACUGGCCUGGCCUAACUAUGUGGCUAGGUCUGUUAUUGAACAAACAAAACGGUUUUUGGGCAGGGCUAACAGUAGCCAGUACUUUAGCACAAGGAAAAUUAGCAACAUUACUCUUGCUAAUGCUCAGGCACAAGGAAUUACAUUUGGAUCAGUCUAUGGAGUCUUGGGGUGUUCUGUUUUCCAAAAAAUCGAUAACUUAAGAUUCUUAGCUCUUCUCCCUUGGAUCAUUUUCAGCAGUUUUCUAAAACAUAGCCGGAUUUAUGGCCCAACAGGAGGAAUUUCCGCGCUAUUAGGAGCCGUGAUGAUCUUAGGACGAAAAAAUUAUGGCCCUCUCAACGAAUUUGCCAUCAUAAGACUAUUAGCAGCCGUGAUGAUCUUAGGACGAAAAAAUUAUGGCCCUCUCAACGAAUUUGCCAUCAUAAGACUAACAGAAACUUUUAUUGGACUGUCUUGUUUCAUUGUGGUACAGUUUAUACUGUACCCGAAACGAGCAGCCAAUCUUGCUAGGAAUCAAUUGCAUUGCACAUUAAAUAUUCUCAAAGAGUGCAUGAACGAAAUAGUUCAAAAAGACAAUCAAGAACUUCAGGGGUUAAUGGAAAAACAGAGGAAAUUACAAUCCAAUAUCCUGGACUUGAAAAAAUUCUGUCUUAAUGCAGAAUUAGAGCCUGAUUUUUGGUUUCUUCUUUUUAAUGCAACACGCUACCAGAAGCUCCAAGAUUCUCUUUCAAAAGUAGACGAUUUAUUUUUCUUCGUUGUCUACAAUAUCAACAACAUGUCACAUGAUUUUCAAAGCGGUGGUGUUGAUUGCAAAGAGCUACAAGAAUAUAUAAAUGAUGAAUUGGAGAUAUGGAAGGAAACUGUGAUUUCGUCGAUAAGUACAUUUCUUGAUAAGCCUAGUUUGAUCAAGUUGUUCCCAGAUGAUGAUCUUGAGGAGGGCAAAUUUGGUAAAAAAAAUGAUCAAAAAGAAGAAAGAGGAUUAAGUUUUUGCUUUGAGAGAUCAAUAGAGGUGAUUGAUAGAAUAUUGAGUAGCCAAGAAAAGGAGGAGCUAAAAGGAAAGUCAAUUAUUUCAUUGUAUGCUUUGGGAUAUUGUAUAAGCAGCAUGUUGAAAGAGAUCAAAGAUAUUAAAAUGGCUAUGAAGGAAUUGGCACAGUGCGAAAGGUAG
Solanum dulcamara is the source of this 1341-nucleotide messenger RNA. RefSeq lists its product as uncharacterized. The record is from RefSeq and is a predicted model, not a curated record. Gene Ontology annotation, molecular function: transmembrane transporter activity. Gene Ontology annotation, cellular component: plasma membrane. Bases 1 to 1341 code for a protein of 446 amino acids. The transcript is spliced from 2 exons. Lineage: Eukaryota; Viridiplantae; Streptophyta; Magnoliopsida; Solanales; Solanaceae. Gene Ontology annotation, biological process: transmembrane transport.